AUGGAAAGAUGCUGGUUACCGGAUCCCUUUGCCAAGGUAGUGGUUGAUGGAUCAGGGCAGUGCCAUUCUACAGACUACUGCAAAGGAACUCUCGACCCAAAAUGGAACCAGCAUUAUGAUUUAUUUUUGAGUUUAAGUGACAGCAUCACACUGAGUGUAUGGAAUCAUCGGAAGAUCCACAAGAAGCAGGGAGCUGGUUUCCUGGGCUGUGUCAAGAUUCUUUCCCAUGCCAUUCAAAGGCUGAAAGACACCGGUUAUCAAAGGUUAGAUCUAUGCAAGCACAAACCGGAGGAUGGAGACAACAUCCGCGGUCAGAUCGUCAUCAGUCUUACAUCGAGAGAUCGGGUUGGGUCAUCAGCGAGCGGAGCGGUGGUCGACUCUCGUAACAUCAACCCACAUCCUAUGCUACCUUCAGAUCCAAAUGAGCUGCCUGAUGGGUGGGAGGAGCGUAUGUCAACCUCAGGAAGAGUGUAUUUUGUCAAUCACCUCACAAGAACAACACAAUGGGACAGACCUACUAGGCCUGCUUCUGAGUGCAGCCAUGCUCCUUCAUCACGGACGUCCACCCACGCCAAUGGUCACCAUCACAACCACCACCACCUCUCAUCGUCGUCAUCGUCGUCCUCCUCAUCUCAACAUCAUAGAGGAACUGGUCAUGGCGAUAGAGGAGGGGGCAGUGGGGAGGGUCAUGAAGGGGGGCGGUCAGGGGCGUCCAGUCGGCAUGGUCGCUCAUCGGACGACCACAACAAGUACAGCAGAAGAGCAUCCUCAAGGCUCAGAAACUACAUGGAUCGAUCAACAUUGCACAGAGUCAUCGAUCUGCCAGAGGGAUAUGAACAACGAACAACGUCACAAGGCCAGGUCUACUUCUUAGACACGAGUACGGGGGACAGUACGUGGCACGACCCUCGACUACCACGUGACCUUCACAUCAACGAGGCUGACCUCGGAGGGCUCCCUCCUGGUUGGGAGACGAGACACACGGCUACUGGGAGGGUCUACUAUGUAGACCAUAAUAACAGGACAACGCAGUUCACCGAUCCAAGGCUUGAUGCUCAGAUCAUUAAUAGGGCUAUGUCAAAGCAAAAUGGCAAUACAGAUUCAUCACCUGUACCGAAGUACAAGCGAGACCUUGUCCAGAAGAUGAAGAUAUUACAUGCAGAGUUAGCUACAGUUCAACCUCAGACUGGACACUGUAGGAUAGAGGUCUCAAGAGAAAACAUCUUUGAGGAAUCCUACCGUCAGAUCAUGAAGCUGAAGCCGAAGGACCUUAGGAAACGCUUGGCCAUCAAGUUCAAGUCAGAGGAGGGUCUGGACUAUGGAGGCAUCACAAGGGAGUGGCUCUACCUCCUAUCACACGAGAUGCUCAAUCCUUACUAUGGUCUCUUCCAGUACUCCAGGGAUGAUAUCUAUACAUUACAGAUCAACCCAGACUCAGGAGUCAAUCCAGAACAUCUAUCCUACUUCCAUUUUGUUGGACGAGUGAUUGGUCUUGCCAUCUUUCAUGGUCACUACAUAGAUGGAGGUUUCACCAUGCCAUUCUACAAGCAGCUUCUAGGAAAGCCAGUCAGUCUUGAGGACAUGGAGACAGUAGACCCUGAGGUUUACAGGAGUCUUGUAUGGAUACUAGAGAAUGAUAUCACUGGUAUACUGGAGAAUACGUUUGCAGUGGAACACAACUCAUUCGGACAGAUGCAGGUCCAUGAACUCAAACCCAAUGGUAUGAAUAUCCCAGUCACAGAGGAAAACAAGAAGAAAUAUGUCAAACUGUUCGUGCAAUGGCGUUUCCUGCGUGGCAUCGAACCCCAGUUCCUGGCUCUCCAGAAGGGCUUUCACGAGCUCAUCCCACCGCGGCUCCUCAGACCGUUCGACGAGCGUGAGCUGGAACUCCUGAUCAACGGCCUGGGCAAGAUCGACGUUGAGGACUGGAAGAACAAUACCAGGCUGAAGAACUGUUCUCUGGAGACUGCCAUUGUCCAAUGGUUCUGGCAAGCAGUUGAUUCCUUUGAUGAGGAGAAGAGAGCAAGACUCUUGCAGUUUGUAACUGGAACAUCCAAGGUGCCUUUAGAAGGGUUCAAGGCACUUCAAGGUUCUACUGGUGCAUUGAGCCCACGUCUGUUCACCAUUCAUCAAAUAGAUGCUAGCACAGACCUUUUACCCAAGGCCCACACAUGCUUCAACCGUCUUGACAUCCCACCAUAUGAAAACUACUCCAAGUUCCUUGACAAACUGACGUGUGCUAUAGAGGAGACGUGUGGUUUUACUGGCGAAUGAGAACAGACAUUUCUAAUGCAAUUGCUUUUGUAUUAUUUGCACCAUCUUUACUGAUUGUGGUUUCUUGUUUUGGCUGAGAGUGUAAGACCAUGCUCUUGGUAUGGCUAAGAACUGGAAAGUUAGGAGUUGGAAUGCAAUUAUCGAUGAUCAUGCAACAAAGAAGAGCCUUGAGGAUAUCCUUCAAAGAUUCUUUGACCUGUUUGGCAAAAUCAUGGCAAUGCAGCAUCUGUCAUUUGUUGCAAUUUAGUGAUUGUUGUGAAAAAAUGCGUGGAAUUAGAAUGAAGUUAUCUACGAUCAAGCUACAAGAAGAGCCUAGAGGAUUUCCUUCAAAGCUUUUCAACCAGAUGUGCAAAACCAUGUCACCUGCUGUUACAUAUUGAAUUUGUUGCAAGAAAUGUUUGAAGUUAAAAUGUGGUUAAGUUAUGAUCAGGCAACAAAGAAGAGCCUAGAGGAUAUUCCUCAAAGACUGUGAAAUCAUGGCACCAUUUGUUGCAUCUGAAGAUUCCAGGAAAUAUGGGGAGUAGGAAUGUGAUGACCAAGCAAUGAAGAACUGCCUCUGAGAUUUACAUCAAAGAAUCUGUAAUCUGAUGUCUCAAAGCGUAACACCGUCUAAGAUGGUGCAAUAUCUAUGUAGCAAGACACAACUAGGACACCAAGAGGCUAUAUAUUCAUAUUUUGUGAUACAUUAUCACCACAUGUACCACCCAAAGCUUUUUGUUUAUGUUUCUUGUUGUUCAGCACUCACUUGCUUUCUUGAAAGACAUCGGAAAAACAGUAGAGGCAACACUCAUAGAACAAAGAGAGAGAUGGAAUAGGAGAAGAUCAAUUAUAGAUCCAGUUACCUCCCGUAAGAUACAUGUAUCUUAGUAUUGUAAUGCUUAUAUUAACCAAGCAGUAUUUUCAGACAGGUGCCCCAUGUUCUGUAGCAUUUGUUAGAGAGAAACUUUACACUAGUCAUGAAAAAAAAAAGGUUUUCAUCAUGUUUUUACUGUAAAAUUUGAUUUGAAAUAACAUGUUGGUAGUGUUAUGUUUACAGAAUAGAGAUGGAAGCUUUGAAUGAAAGAAGUGAUGAAUACAAAUUUGAUAUGAUGACUGGUAGUGUUCAAUCUGGUUUGAGUGUUUUUUUUAAGUCACUAUUUGCUUGUUUAGUACAAUUUCACUUCAAAUCAACAUCCUUAUUCCUUUAACCCCCCCUACCAAAAAAAAAGGACCCAUGAUUGAUCAUAUUUAACCUGUAGCCCUGUAAUCUUUACCUUGGUAAGGCCUACCAGAUCGUGUAUUCCUGCCAGUAUAUUUUCUUUUUUCAUCGUAACUCUCUUUCAAUGUAUAACUUGGUGAGAAAAGAUAACACCUACAACUUCAUCAUUUUAAAAGGGCAUUACAUAUAUAUUCUCCUAAUUGCACCAUGUAUUUGAAAGAACAAGUAUAUAUAAAGGGCUCCUUGGCUAGCAGAAUGUUGUGAGUGUUGUGGGGGAAAAUUUUUAAGGAUUUGUUUUCUUAUUUGAAAUGGUGCAAGGUUUGUUUUGAGUGGUUGAAAGAAAAAGUUGGUUGUUUUCAUUGUGUACCAUGAUACAUUUGCCUUAUAUAUUGAGCUGCGGUUAGUCGGGAUGCAUUUGACACCGUUCUCACUACUGUCCUAAAACUAGUUUAGUGGAAACUAGUUGAACGCGUAAUGAGAACGGUCGAAGCGAUCCUCCAAACCAGUUCGGAAAACCACCUCGCUGUGUAGUUUUCAAGAUCGCUUUGCCUCGUUAAACUGGUUUUAGCGUGAGGACUUAACUGUUCUUCUGGAAGCGAUCUUCACACAUUUUGAGUGCGCUACUUCACACACUGUGUGUAGAAUGUCUACGCUGCGGUUUUGAAUAUUGCACAAAAGAUGUCAUCCCCACUGAGCGCGUUCCCAUAGCAACAAGACCACUUUAUGUGAAGUGGGUUUGAAAACCACUUUCGGCUGAUCAAAUGGGAACGCUAGCAAAGCGAUUGUCCAAACUAGUUUCUUGAAUCGGUUUCCAAUAAAUCUAGUUUUAGGAAGUAUAAUGAGAACGGUGUCUGUGAGUUACUGAAAUGUUUUAUUCCUGUGCUAAGUUUGAUAUUAAUUGUAUUCUUGCUAUGGCCUGAUAAUGCAGGGCAUGGUGAUGAUUGGGUUAAAGUGUUUUACUUCCUGUUUGGAAUUAUUCUGAAAAGGGUGGAGCUUCUCUCUUCAUGCAAUGUCAAAUUUUUAUCAUUUUAAUUGUUUAUUUUGUAGUUAGUGCCUUCUGAAAAGAAAUAUAACACAGGGACUGAUGUAAUCUCUUAUUAAAGCCCUGUCAUAAAUUUGAAUGGUAUUAUGCAGAGCGAGCUGAAACAAACAAAAAAUUUAAGCAUUUUAGGAAUACCAGUUGACUUUCCAUCAGUAGCUGGCCAUGUUUUGAAGUUGCUUGCCAAUUUGCCUUGGUCUGUAACAAAGAGGUUAGCUAUUAAUCGUACGCUUGAUUUUCAUGAUUAAUUGUACAUUGUAGUCAAUGCAAUCAAUCAUUAAAAAAAAAUCUCUAAAAUCAUUGCUAAGCUUUCAAUGCGGUUAGAAUGCCAUACAAAUCAUUGGAAUGUAGCAAGAGUGCAGGAAAAACAAGUUAUACAUUUUUCCUCCUCAAAUUAAACUUGGGGGUGUUUCACAAAGAUUGUGACUUUUAUUCAUGCUUAGAUGCCAACGCGCAAAUAAUAUGUAAUCUGCUACCUGAUUGAUUGAUACGCAUUAGCGUGUCUUUUUAGCUUGAUUUGACCAAUGUGGUGAUGCCUUUUAUACCACAUUGAACUUGGAAUUUCAGAGCAAUUCUUAGUCACCCUUUAAUCUUUGUGGAAACAUCCCAGGCCGCAAAUGUGUUUUAGCAUGAGGGCAAUUCCAUGAAGUAUGACCAUUGGACCCCCUAUAUGCGUGAGACCUUUCUAAAAUGGUUACUCUCUGCUUUUUGCUUCAAAUUAAAACGAGUAAUGCUCUCACAUCAUCAUGGCUAGAGUACGGUUGUUCAUGAUGUGAAGUCAAAAUGGAGAAAGAUUGGGGCAGACAUUUUAAAAUGUUGAUUGUUUGAUGGAAUUGACCAAUGAGGAAGAAUUCAAACCAACCUCAAUAAUGAGAUUAUAAGAAAGUUUGGAAUUCUCUAAGAAUGUAAAUCAAAAUGUUUGAAAUGUUCUUUAAAUGCAUUCAAGUAGCAUUUGUUCCAACUCCAGUAUGAAGCAAGUUUGUACUCAAAUUAUUUUGGGUGACUUCAUAGUGGUCUUAACGCUUUUCAUGAGCAAAUGCAGGAUUUUUUUUUGUAAAACAAGCAAAAAGGAAGACAAGAAGAAGGAGAAAUAAAGUUUGUAGAAUGAUUUGUGUUUAAUAGAAGCAUGAUAUUGGCGAUUUAGUUAUUGAUGGCAUGUUUUUAAGAAAGCUUGGAACUAUCAGUGGGUUGUGUAAAGCAAAUGUUGUUUUGUUUUGUUUUAUACAGGUGCAUUCUAAAUGAUGAUCAAAGCAGUAUUGAACAUACAUAUGUUAUUUUGCUGAAUUCAAACAGAAGUUUUAUUUUUAUGCUUUGUUGGCAGAUACUUGUACAAAUUUGAAGUUUCUCAUUAGUUGGUAUAAAUUUCUUGUUGCUUAUACAGAUAUUUUGAUCCAAUCAUUUUGAUCAUUUCCUCUUAUAUGUAUUUCAGGGGAUUUUCCUCUUGUGGUUCUUUCCUGUUUUCCAGUCUUGUUUAAUCCUUUCUUUUAAUCUGUAUGUUAUUUAUUCAUUUUACUAGGGCUGUACAAUAUAACCUAUUUGCAUAGAAGAUUAUCACCAGCUGUGAUAUUAUGAUAAGGUGAUACAUUACGACAAGGUGAUACAUUACCAAUGAAUACUAGUAAAACCCUUCACAUUUAACUUUUCUCUGUAGCUGUUUCUAUUUGCUAACAUAUAACCCAGGUGCAAUAGACAGGGAAAGUAUUUGUAAGGGUUGACACUGUUAUGACCUUUUGAAAGGUGAACCCAGGUUAUAGGAUUAUGGUGAUGGAAUGAUAUCUGGGGUGGUAUUCUGGAACACUGUCAUAACUGUUUUCAUAAAUUUUGUCAUUUCUUUCCGAGAUGUGACGCCGCUAUGAUUGUCACAAAUCGGUAUUCUGAACAUUGUCUUUUCCCUGUCAUAUCUCUCUGAGUUCCCGCCCAAGCAAACCAAUCAAAAUCAUCGUUAGAUCCCAGUGGGAGCCCUUCUAGCCAAUAGGAAGGCCCCGUGGCAGAUAGGGCAUAUCUCCAAUACAGUUGCUGGCAUCGCGCAACUAAGCGUAUAUUGAUACACUUAAUUACAAAGAGAGACAGGGAGCUGUGAAGGAUUUUAGAAGAGAAAUAGAAAAAGAAGGAAAACAU
Lytechinus pictus (painted urchin) is the source of this 6629-nucleotide messenger RNA. Its product is annotated as E3 ubiquitin-protein ligase SMURF2-like. The record is from RefSeq and is a predicted model, not a curated record. Gene Ontology annotation, biological process: protein polyubiquitination; proteasome-mediated ubiquitin-dependent protein catabolic process; negative regulation of BMP signaling pathway. Gene Ontology annotation, cellular component: cytoplasm. Lineage: Eukaryota; Metazoa; Echinodermata; Echinoidea; Temnopleuroida; Toxopneustidae. Gene Ontology annotation, molecular function: protein binding; ubiquitin protein ligase activity. The coding region runs from base 1 to 2274 and encodes 757 amino acids. The transcript has 14 exons.